CUCUCUCCUCUCUCUCUCCUCUCUCACUCCCUCUCUCUCUCACUCUCCCUCUCUCUCCUCUCACUCCCUCUCUCUCCACACAGGAGCAGCCAUGGUGUCCUAUGUAGUAGCUGCUGCGAUGCUGGUGGCCCUGUACGUUUUAACUUACUACAAUCUCCUGAAAGGGACUCGGUGCAGGAGCGACACUUGCCUGCGAGGGAGGACGGUGAUAGUCACAGGUGGUAACACGGGGCUCGGGAAAGAGACGGCGCUGGACCUGGCCCGGCGGGGAGCCCAACUCAUCCUGGCUUGUAGGAGCAAGCAGCGUGCGGAAGCGGCUGUCUUCGACAUCAGGAAGAAGAGUGGCAACAACCAAGUGAUCUUUAUGCAACUGGAUCUAGCGAGUCUUAAAUCAGUGAGGGCUUUUGCAGAGACUUUCCUGAAAUCGGAGCCCCAGCUGCAUGUGCUCAUCAAUAAUGCAGGUACUGGAACAGCCGGCAAGACAGCUGAUGGAUUCAACAUGGCUUGGGGAGUAAACCACUUGGGCCACUUCCUUCUCACUCACCUUCUCUUGGAUCGGCUGAAGCAGUGUGCCCCGAGCCGCAUUGUUGCAGUCUCUUCUACAAUGUACCGUUUUGGCAAAAUAGAUUUCAGUAACCUGAAUCCUCCGGGUGAAAGCUUGAUCCAGUUGAUUCAGUACUACAGCGACAGCAAACUAUGCAACGUACUUUUUGUGAGAGAACUUGCCAAUUGUCUGGAGGGAACUAAUGUUACCUGCUAUUCUGUUUAUCCAGGUGUUGUGAACACUGAGGCGUUUCGUCAUUUCAAAUGGUGGCAAAAAGUAUUUUUUGCCCCUGUCGCUACUCUUUUCUUUCGAAGCCCAGCUGAUGGGGCUCAGACUUCCAUUUUCUGUGCCGUGCAAGAAGGCAUUGAGAAAUUCAGUGGCAGGUACUUCACUGAUUGCAAGGUUCAGGAGGUCCUGCCUCAUGCACGAGAUGAUGCGGUGGCCAGAAAACUCUGGGAAGUGAGUGAAAGGAUGGUUGGACUCAGCAGUCAUUAGCUAGUGAAGAAAGUCAUUCUAAAAAUGACAGCCUAUUUGUAAAGGCCUGUGGAGCAUUCUGCCGAUUUAAAAUGUGAAAACAUUUUGUGCAUGUUUACAGUGGAGAAGCUUUUUUUUUUAACUUCCUAUAGGGUCUUCCAAAAUUUCAGUGACAAAAGAACUAAAAGGACCAGCUGAAGAGGAAAAUUAAUCUCGAGAGGUAGCUUUUGUUCAAACUAUCCUGAAUUCAAGGUAUAGACAUUCCUUUUUCUUUAAGAUUAAAAACUACAAACCGUGACGAAAGACAUUCUGACAAAUCAGGUAGGAUAAUAAAUUUUAGACUAAUGCUUCAAUAAGUGUUCCAAAAAAAAAACCCAAUAUAAAUUAAUCACAUUCCUUCAACUCUUAAUUCAAUACAGGAAUAUUAAGCUAUUUUACUUGCUGUUCCGUUUCUCACUAGAGUUUCACAGAUGGAGAUCAAUAAGAUAUUAAAGCACUUAUACAUGGGUGAAUUAUAUAACACAGGCAGAUAUUUCUUUCUGUUCCCCCUCUUCUGAAGGUGCUGCAGGGUGACUUGGCAGGAAACAGUGGUCCUUCAGUACCUCAUCAGUGUGGCCAUUCUUCUCUUGUAAGCAUACAAAUGAGUGCUAGUGUGCUCCUGAGUCUAAUUCAGGCCACACUGUAACCCCAUCUGCUUCUGUUCUGCAAGGUCACUGCAUAGUGACAAAGGAGCAAUGCCAUUUUUAUUGUUUAAUUCCUCUUUGCUUCUCUAGUCCACAGAAGUAGUGGCCAAAGAGUUCCUACAGCACUUGGGCUAUAAUCAUCUAGUUCAGCACCAAAUAGCAACUGAUACACUUCUAUGUAUGUGAAUAACUCAAAUGAAAGUUUUAGAAAUUUUAAUAAUCAUGGUCUCUUCUUCAAUCCUCUUCUCCAAUUUUUCAUCUUUUAAAUCUCCCAGUUCUGUGCUUUUUGAAAUUAUUUUUUAUUGACAUGUAUUUCAUUUUGGUUGCUUUGUAGCUGCACAGUGUUACAGCAUGGCUGGAAUCUGUUGCUGCAGAUGGAAGGUGUUGUCUAAGUCAAGGUUGAAGUUUCUUGACAGCAUUGUUGAAUGGCCAGUCUCCAGUACUGCAGUCAUCCAAGAGAAUUAAAAACAAAAACAAAAGUACCUGGAAAAACUCAGCAGGUCUGACAGCAUCUGCAGAGAGGAACACAGUUAACGUUUCGAGUCCGUAUGACUCCUUUUAUCUAAGAGAAUUAUUUUGGGGGCUUGUUUUCUGACAAAUUUUACUGGCCCAGAUCAAGGGAAGUGAAAUAAAGUUGUUGGACCAAAACAAAAACAAAAUAAAACUGGGACCACUGACAUACUAGCCAUAUAUUCCUUCAUUAGCUAAUACUCUCGUACAAUUACCAUGUGCCUAUUUUAGAUUACAAUAGAGAUUUCUCAGUUAUUUGUGCUUCAAUAAAAUUUGCCUUCUUUCUGAUA
Molecule: messenger RNA, 2501 nt
Organism: Carcharodon carcharias (great white shark)
Lineage: Eukaryota; Metazoa; Chordata; Chondrichthyes; Lamniformes; Lamnidae
Product: dehydrogenase/reductase SDR family member 13-like
Exons: 5
Coding region: 92-1039 (315 amino acids)
Source: RefSeq, a predicted model, not a curated record